Salvelinus namaycush (lake trout) is the source of this 4832-nucleotide messenger RNA. It is a transcript of the gene nagpa, whose product is annotated as N-acetylglucosamine-1-phosphodiester alpha-N-acetylglucosaminidase. The transcript has 12 exons. NCBI's taxonomy places the organism in Eukaryota, Metazoa, Chordata, Actinopteri, Salmoniformes, Salmonidae. The record is from RefSeq and is a predicted model, not a curated record. Bases 85 to 1869 code for a protein of 594 amino acids.
AGUCAUAUGACUUCCCUCGCGUUGAUUAUGGUAGCUUAAAAGUAGAGUGAGGCAGGCGCACAUUUUCAAUGUCUAUGCUAUCAUAUGGCAACACUUUCAGGGAAUGGUCACUUUGCGUUGCUCCUGAUAUGGCUUGGUAUUUGGCUUUCGGAGUGCAACAAUAUUGGUCCCUCAUUGGACGAUGACCUCCUAUCGCCGUACCCCUACGGCCAUAGCCAUGGACCCUCGCACUCCCACCGUCAUGUCCGAGACUGCCAGUCCGUUGUCCAUGGCAACGUCACCCACCAGACCUGGCCCGCCAGCAACCACACUGGGGUGCCCGUGGCUGAGUCGAAAGUCUUCAUCUCUGACGUCCCUGGCACAAGCCGAUGGGUUACAGGUCACAUUACAGUGGUCCACGACCCCCUGAGGACGGUGUCUGUGCUGGAGCCUGGAGGGCCGGGGGGGUGCGGGAUGAACCGGAGGGAGGCGGUGGAGGAAACUGCUAGAGCCGGCAGGUGUCUCUAUGCCCAGAAUGGAGGUUUCUUUGGUACUAGGACCGGGGAGUGUUUGGGGAAUCUAGUGAGUGACGGGGUGCAAGUCAGAGACAGCGGAGGGUUGCAGAAUGCCCAGUUUGGCAUCAGGAGGGACGGGACGCUGGUGUUUGGUUAUCUCUCUGAGGAGGACGUUAAGGAUGAAGCCAACCCCUUUGUGCAGUUGGUCAGUGGGGUGGUGUGGCUGCUCCGAAACAGCCAGGUCUACAUUAACCAGAGCAUAGAGGCUGAGUGUGACACGACACAGGAGACGGGGAAUUUCCGCCAUUUUGUGGAUGUGGUGUCAGCCAGGACAGCGGUUGGUCACGAUGAGGAGGGGAAACUAAUCCUGUUCCACAUAGACGGACAGACGGACCACAGAGGUAUGAAUCUUUGGGAGGUGGCAGAUUUUCUGAAAGGUCAGGGGGUCAUCAAUGCCAUCAACCUGGAUGGGGGUGGUUCCUCCACUUACGUGGCGAACGGCUCAUUGGCCAGCUACCCCUCGGACCACUGUGUCUCAGACCCCAUGUGGCGCUGCCCUCGGCAGGUCUCCACCAUCCUGUGCGUCCACCAGCCCCAGUGUCAGCCUGAGGACUGCAGCGGGCACGGGAUGUGCAUCAAUGGGCACUGCCAAUGCCAGGAGGGCUGGAGUGGGACUGGCUGUGACACCAUGGUGUGCCAACCGCCCGCCUGUGGUGCCCACGGUGUCUGUACACAGGAUGGCUGUGCGUGUGAUGCUGGAUGGAGAGGGGAGAACUGCAGCCAAGUGUGUGAUUUGGGUUUCUAUGGCGACGGCUGCAACCAGACAUGCGCCUGCACUAACGGGGGCUCAUGUGACACUGUUCACGGUGGCUGCAGCUGCCCCAUUGGUUUCCGUGGCGACUCCUGUGAACAAGAGUGUCCUCUGGGUUUGUACGGGCUGGACUGUGGGCAGGAGUGCCAGUGCCAGGACAUGUGCCCAUGUGACCCGGUCACAGGAAGCUGCAAUGCCCUGUUCCAGGGAGAGAAGAACCAGAGCAUACACAGAGCUGGUCAUUGUCUGGCCAAUCAGAUGUUUGCAACAUGGAGCGAGGAGGAGGCACACAAAUCCAAGCCUUAUCUCUCUGAGCAGCGCUGGCUCAUUGUCACUGGCCUGUUGACCUCUCUGCUGUUGGCCAGCCUGGUGGGUCACAUGAUCAUGUGUUGGUGGUCCGCGGCUCACCACCCCGGCCGUGUGGACUACUCCUACGUGCCACUGACAGAGAUUGGUGGUGCGUGCAGUUCAGGGGUCCGAGGGAAAGGGUCGCAACCCAGCAGAGGCGUAUUCGAGAUGGAGGACUCAGACUCCCAGGAUGAACUGUGGUCGGGUCCGCGCUGAGGGAGGGUGAUGGGGGACGGGUGGGAGUGAGCCUACCCUGUUAGGACCGCCUGGAGGAGCUAUCUCUAACAUAUUGUAAAGAGGGGAGGAAGGUUUAUAUAGAGAAUGGGUUGCAAUCAAUGAAGGAGAGGAAGAGAUGGAGCCAGGGUUAGAGAAGAGCAUAAAGAGGUCAGCGCUGGAGGGAGUGCAGUGCAGAGAGAGGGAUCCAAGAGAGGGAGGGAGGGUGUGAUGAAGAGGCCAUCGGAUGUUUCAAACUCUAACCCCUAUUUGAAGAGGGCAAUUUGUAUUUUCCCUUCGGCUCAUCAGCCACCAUCUCGUUAUCCAGAGUGAAUGUAAAGAAAGAGGAAAAACAGACUGAAAAGAAAGAGGCAUAGAAGUAAGAGGAAGAAAAUAACUUCUCACCUUUUGUACUUUUUUAUACUAAAUUACUAUUUUAUUGUCCUCCACUCUAGAUUUUUCUAAUUGACAAAGAAGAAACAAUAUGCCAACAUAUUUGAUCGUGACUAAUAUCAACAGUAGACUGUUUCCAUAUAAGAAUAGGUAUUUUAAGGGGACAUAAACAGAGAAGGCGAUUCUGGGCCUUUUGUUUACCAUCCUGUUCCACAAGCAUGGGAUGAAUUUCUCCACUUGUUGCCAUGAGAACAGACAAGGUAAGAACUUUGAACCCUAGCCAGGAAAUCCCCAACGCUCCAACCCACUGAACCUUGUAUUUAUGGAGUCCACUUUAUCAAAUGAUUCAAUGUGAAUGCACCCAGGUUCACUGGGAUUGUUUUAAUAUUUCCAAACAAUUUUUUUCUGUGAAGUCAUGUUUCCACUAGCCCCGUGAAGCACCUAUUUUUGUAACUGUUCAGACAAACUGUUGAAAUCAUGUUUAAAGGAUGUCUGGGUGCCAAGUGUGCUUCUGGUUCAGCCAAAAUGUUCUAAGGCAGCAGUAGGGAUUUGAAUGCAGAAAUAAGGAUGUACUCAAACUAGUUUGACAGGACCUGAGUGAGUGUAUAUAUUUUUUUUUUGUCUGACAGAUUGUUUGUUGAUCGCUCCUUGAACCCAAUCUCAAUUCUUUAACAGAAAGUUCAAUCUAGUUAUUCUUCAGUUGAGGCUUCUCACAAAGAUGAGGAAAUCUCUUUUCCAUAUGAGAAUUGUGUGGCAGCUUGGUGAGGUGGAGAUGAGUGAGUUAUAGGGACGAUGAGACUAUUGGGGUAGUAUAUGGUCAUGUUGGGGUGGGGGGGGGUAGUGUAAUUAUGUUGGUUGAGUGGGGAUGUAAAGAAAGGAUGUUGUUCAAUAUUAAUAAAACUGUGGAGAUAUCUAUAUCUCUCAGACUAAGGUUAGGAUUCACUUUGAGACAUACCAGGGGUUGUUAUAUUACAAGGCUGUGGGAGAACACUUGAUGGGAAAUGUGUUUGUUGGUGUUCUUACGUGUGUAUUUAACAUGCAGGUUACCAGAUUGUGGUCUAUAUGGAGGCUGUUAGGGAGUUGGAUUGUCCCACUGAGACGGCUAAUGACUUGUGCUCAAAAACAGUGAAAGGACUUUAUACAGUGAUAAUGACUCACUGUGUACUAGCGAUGCUGUUUUUGUAUAGUUACCUAUCUUGACUCGCACUUCCUUGAACUGGUGAAGAAAAUGGAGGAAUUUCAUUUGCGCUCUCACCAGUGAACCUCAGGCAAGGCAAAAUGCAAAUCAAGGUGAUUGCUUGAGUAGAUGUUUGUUUCAAUACAUUUGCCUGUUGUAGAGUUGCGAGACUGGUUUUGUUUGGUAAAUUGUAGAUGUUUUAUUAUGCUGCUUCUAUGAGCUAGCUGGCCAACUAGAGGUGCCCGGCCUCACUACCCUGGAACAUAUAUGCGGCAGGUUAGCCUUACGGUUAGAGCAUUGGGACAGUAACCGAAAGGUUGCUAGUUCGAAUCUAAGAGCCAUCAAGGUGAACAAUCUCUGUGCCCUUGAGUUAGGCACUUAACCCGAAUUGCUCCAGGGUCACCCUGGCUGUGACCCCACUCUCUGAGGGUGUCUUGGGAAGAGUUGGGAUAUGCAAAAAAUGAAUUUCCAAUUCACAUAUGUGUAUUAAUAGGACAAAUAUAAGCACUCACCAAAUUAUUUUUAUUACAUACUGUAUGCUUGCAAUUAAUGGGUCUUUCGCUUGAAUGUCAUAAUUUUUUUUGCACCCUUUUGCUGUAAUAAUCUUGGCAUAUUAUAAAAAAGUAUUUAAAUGUUUUAUAUUGUUCAGUUGUAGCCCAGCAUGGGUUGUUAUUGUCUGUGUUAACAACAAGCCAGCCCUAGCCAGAGUCUGAGCCAGGCUGCUGUACACACCGGUAGCGUUUGUCGGAGAGUGCCGGACAUAAUUUGCAAACCGAUUCUACAUGUAGAAUCUGUUCGGUUUGUAUUUAUUUUGAAAGGCGCGUUGUGUAAGCUAGCUGUGCUUUGUAGUGACCACUGACUUGAGGGCCCUCUGGAUUUCAGCCAGCCGGAGGAAGAAUGACUGAGCGAUGAAAAAGGGAGCUCCUUUACAUAAACAGGAAGUGCACCUAGAAUAAUGCCAAAUGAUUGGGGUUUGAUUUUAAUAUAUAUUUGUUCAAAAUUGGACUUCCUCUUUGUUUUAGUCAGGCAAGGACAUAAUUAUGUUUAGUUCCCAUCCAAUAAGGGUUAGGAAUUGAUACUUCAAUAUUUAUAAGUUUGAUAAUGUGUUAAUAUUUGUCAAUGAAUGUAUUUGAUGCACUAGAGUCAUGUAUAGUGUUUAAUCACAAACUAAAGUCAAUGAACUGAAACUGGUGUAAAAGUUGCCCAUGAUUAUGCUUCCUUUACUGUCAUUGUUGUGAAUGACUAAUCGCAUACCUUGUCUACUUAACUUCUUGCUGUUAAUAUGCAAAUGUCAAGAAUUAAGAACAACAAAAUGCAGUUUAAGGUGGUUGGCAUGUCACUGCUGAGUUUUAGUAAAGAGUAUUUUUCACCAAUAAAGCCUUUUUUUCAGUAUCAA